AGAAACCCACAGCUGCCUGCAUCUGCUUCUGGGCCUUUGAGUUGGUUCCAUUUCUCCCCUUUGCCCACCCCCAGUAUCGCCUGGCCUUAACUGUUCUAGCUUGCUGGCACAUGUUGACUGUGGAAGGGCAAGUCUUUGAAGCACAGUAUUCUUUGAGUUUUGGCUAUAGUUUUCCCUUUGUCAUAUCAAUUCUACUUUUAAAAAGAUUUCUUUAUUUGGAAAGGCAGAACAAUAUAUAUAGAGAGAGGCAGAGAUAGACUGAUCUUCCAUCUACUAGUUCACUCCCCCAAAUGGCCACAGCAGCCAAGCUGGGCCAUGACGAACCCCGAAGCCCAGAACUCCAUCCAGGUCUCCCAUGUGGGUAGCAGGGGCCCAAGCACUUGAGCCAACCUCUGCAGCUUUCCCAGGCGCAUCAGCAGGGAGCUGGAUUGGAAGCAGAGUAUCCAGGACUCCAACUGGCAUUUGGAUGUGGGAUAUCGGCUUUGUACGCAGGGGCUUAACUGCUGUGCCACAACCCUGGUCUGUCAUAAAUUUCAGAUUAGUUUAUGAAGAUUCAAGGGGAACAAACAGGGAAAUUUGAUUGGCAUGACCUUGAAUCAAUAGAUGGAUCCCCCACCUCCUCUUUGUUCCCCCAGGAGGGGGGCACCUCACUCAACAGUUGUAGAAUGCGUGCCUGUCUGAUGUCUGCAAGGUGCACCUGGUAGGUCAACACUCCACAAAUACCGGCCAGUGACUGAGGGCCAGACGCCCGAAGAUGAGCCACCAUACUCUUACCAUUCGGCAACGGGUCUCAGGACAUGGCCAGAAAGGCCCUCAAGCUUGCUUCAUGGACCAGCAUGGCGCUUGCCGCCUCUGGCAUCUACCUCUACAGUAACAAGCACUUGGACCCUAAUGACUUUGGCGCCGUCAGGGUGGGCAGAGCAGUUGCUACGACAGCUGUCAUCAGUUAUGACUACCUCACCUCCCUUAGGAGCGUCCCGUAUGGCUCAGAGGAGUACGUGCAGCUCCGAUCCAAGGUGCACCUGCGCUCCGCCAGGCGUCUCCGGGAGCUCUGCUGUGCCAAUCGGGGCACCUUCAUCAAGGUGGGCCAGCACCUGGGGGCUCUGGAUUACCUGCUGCCGGAGGAGUACACCAGCACGCUGAAGGUGCUGCACAGCCAGGCCCCACAGAGCAGCAUGCCAGAGGUCCGCCAGGUCAUCCGCGAGGACCUGGGCAAGGAGAUCCAGGACUUGUUCGUGAGCUUCGAGGACACCCCUCUGGGGGCAGCCUCCCUGGCCCAGGUCCACAAGGCGGUGCUGCGCGAUGGGCGGACGGUGGCCGUGAAGGUGCAGCACCCAAAGGUGCAGGCGCAGAGCUCCAAGGACAUUCUCCUGAUGGAGGUGCUCGUGCUGGCCGUGAAGCAGCUGUUCCCAGAGUUCGAGUUCAUGUGGCUGGUGGACGAAGCCAAGAAGAACCUGCCUUUGGAGCUGGACUUCCUCAAUGAAGGGAGGAACGCCGAGAAAGUGGCCCGGAUGCUCAAGCACUUUGACUUCUUAAAGGUCCCCCGGAUCUACUGGGAGCUGUCCACCAAGCGCGUGCUCCUCAUGGAGUUUGUGGAUGGCGGCCAGGUCAACGAUCGAGACUACAUGGAGAAGAACGGGAUCGAUGUCAACGAGAUCUCACGCCACCUGGGCAAGAUGUACAGUGAGAUGAUCUUUGUCAACGGCUUUGUACACUGCGACCCCCAUCCCGGCAAUGUGCUGGUGCGGAAGCGUCCGGACACGGGGAGGCCGGAGAUUGUCCUGCUGGACCAUGGACUCUACCAGGUGCUCACGGAUGAGUUCCGCCUGGAUUACUGCCGCCUCUGGCAGUCGCUGAUCUGGACGGACAUGAAGAGGGUGAAGACGUACAGCGAGCGCCUGGGCGCUGGGGACCUCUACCCCUUGUUUGCCUGCAUGCUGACGGCCCGAUCUUGGGACUCGGUCAACAGGGGCAUCAGCCGAGCUCCGGUCACCACCACAGAGGACUCGGAGAUCCGCAGCAAUGCGGCCAACUACCUGCCGCAGAUCAGCCAGCUCCUCAACCGCGUGCCGCGCCAGAUGCUGCUCAUCUUCAAGACCAACGACCUGCUGCGUGGCAUCGAGGCUGCGCUGGGCACCCGCGCCAGCGCCAGCUCCUUCCUCAGCAUGUCGCGGUGCUGUGUCCGGGCGCUGGCCUGGCACGAGAGGAGGAACACCUGCUCGUUCUUCAGACGGACCCAGAUCUCCUGCAGCGAGGCCUUCACCUUAUGGCAGAUCAGCCUUCAUGAACUCAUCCUGCACGUGAAGGGCUUCCGGCUGGCCCACUGGGUCUUCGCCCUGCUUGGCUGGCUGUUUCCUGCCCUGCACUGAGUGACCCAGCUCUCCCUGACCUCUCUCUGGUCUCUCUUCACUUCCCAGUCUUUAGUCCUGUCCUCACCUAGUUGUCCUCUGUGUGCUACACGGUAUCUGCAGCCCCAGGGUCAGUGGAGUGUCCAACCCACCUUGGAAUUCCUCUGCCCACACUGCAGUCCUCGUCUUAGGGCCCACAAGCAGUCAGUGGGAGACGUUUCUCUCCUGGUCCCAGGAGGAGGUGGAGGAGCCUACUUCCCAUCCUGGUACGUGCCCCUUGCCUCCCCCAACCUUUUCUACCACGGGGCUGGACAGCCUGUACCACGGAGGACACCUUUGACUUGCAGAAAUUUGAUUUUCUUGGAGGUGAGCCCGUCUGAACUUGCUACCGAUCAGGUUCCCUCUGCUUGCCAUAUCGCUCCGCAGAGGUGCCACACCGUUGGCAUGUGAGGGCGGGCUCUGUUGCAUCCGUGAGCCCAUGGCUGUCAUGAUGAUCCUCCCCCCUUGAUGUUUUACAAGCUGUGUUUCAAUAAAAUCCCCUUCCCAAUGGCA
Oryctolagus cuniculus (rabbit) is the source of this 2900-nucleotide messenger RNA. The record is from RefSeq and is a predicted model, not a curated record. NCBI's taxonomy places the organism in Eukaryota, Metazoa, Chordata, Mammalia, Lagomorpha, Leporidae.